This is a messenger RNA of Capsella rubella, 581 nucleotides long. RefSeq lists its product as uncharacterized. The coding region runs from base 45 to 434 and encodes 129 amino acids. Lineage: Eukaryota; Viridiplantae; Streptophyta; Magnoliopsida; Brassicales; Brassicaceae. The record is from RefSeq and is a predicted model, not a curated record. The transcript is spliced from 2 exons.
UGUUUAGUUACAACGAUUGCUUUUAAGUUUUCUUGGAUUAGCCAAUGGCACAUUCACUCGUUCCUCUCUCACCGGCAGCUCACGCCGUCAGACUCUCCUCUCCUUCACCGCGGUCACUGCCUCAGGCUCCUCCCGUCGUCCUUGAAGUUCCAUCCGUGAAUCGCAGAACAAUUGUGCUCGGUCUAGGCGGAGUGCUAUGGAGUUGGAGCGCUCUGACGGCUAAGGAGGAGGCAAAGGCCGCAGCAAGACGGCCGCCUCCGCCACCACCCAAGGAGAAGCAAGACCCGAACGUAAGUGGAGUUCAGGCCAAGGUAUUGGCUAGCAGGAAGCGCAAAGAAGAAAUGAAGGCUUCCAUUGCUAAACUAAGAGAGAAAGGCAAACCUGUUGUUGAAGCUGCACCAAAGUCUUCCUCUUCUUCUUCUUCUGCGGAGUAGCAACAAUUUACACUCUUUCAUUAAUUUAUCUGUCUACCAAAUUCAUCCCUAUGAUGUUAAUUCACACUACUGUAUUUCAAUUCACACUCUUAUGGUUAUUUCGUACGUGGUAAAUUAAAUCCAAAAGCAUUCUAGCUUGUCAUGAAA